Aspergillus chevalieri is the source of this 1371-nucleotide messenger RNA. RefSeq lists its product as uncharacterized. The transcript is spliced from 2 exons. The coding region runs from base 1 to 1371 and encodes 456 amino acids. The record is from RefSeq and is a predicted model, not a curated record. Lineage: Eukaryota; Fungi; Ascomycota; Eurotiomycetes; Eurotiales; Aspergillaceae.
AUGGAGGCACAGGAACUCUGUGGUGGUGGUAUAUCGCACGCGUCACCCCCCGGAGUGGACAACGUGGCCUCCCAGUUCGCGGAAACAGAAGAUAUGCCAGUCACCCCAACGCCAAUCCGUUGGCGAUCUGGAAACAUGAUGCAACCUGAAUUCAAUGAAGGUAGCAUGGAGAGUGCAAGCAUGGAUGAAAAUGAGGGCCAGGAACACUGGCAAACCAGAGGAUCCAGCAGGGCCCCCAGCCGGGCCCCCAGCUGGGCCAAUGUGAGCAAACACGCCCAGGUGUUGGUGGGUGCUUUGGAAGCAGCCCAGAACCAACAAGAAAUGUUUCAAAUGGUCCAGGAACAGGUACAGGCACACCUAGCAGAGGAGCUGUCCAACUGGAGAGCAGAACAGCAGGUUCAUGAAGGACUCUAUCUAGAGCGGGUCACAAAGCUGGAACUGGAAGUUAGCAAGCUUCGCACAGAGCUCACAGAAGCCCAGAACACUAUCCAACGAAUCAAACCAAUGAAGCAAGACACACCAACAACAACCAAUGCCCAAUCAAGCCAAAUGAACCAACACAAUAGCAGCAAGGUCCCCAAGAUAAGGGAAGCAACAAGCCAAAAGUCAAGGCAACAACCCACAUUUGCAGACCUAGCUACGCUGCUUUCCACUAGACCUGGAGGGCAGGAAUGGCAGGAGGUCACCAAAAAGAAGCAGAAGAACCGGCAAAUCCAAGCAGUUGCUGCAGUUAGCCAGCCUGAUCCAAUCAAGCUUAAGCCAGCCAAAGACACCCCCAAAGAGGCACGGAGAUUCCUAUUUCGCCGGGAGGGAGGCAAGGCUGCCCCAAGAUCAGAGAGAGAGGAUAUCAUUCUGGCCAUCAACCGAGCAGUAGCAAAGGCACACUUCCCAGCAUUCAUCCGGGUAGUGGACGCAGGAUAUACCAACACUGGAGUGAUCACAAUCCUUUUGGAGAAAGGUACCCUAGGCUCUAUGCUCCUACCUGACUAUAAAGACCUAUUGGUCACUGCAGCUUGGCAGGCGGAUCCAGCAGUGAUAUCGGUCGAGCUACCUGAGCAAUGGUACCGUGUCAAGGUCCAUGGGGUCCCAAUUAAACGUUAUCUCACCUGUGGCCUGGCUCUGGCCCGUGAAGAGAUUGAGCUGGGGACUGAAUACCAGCUGAAGAGGAACCCAACAUGGCUCCGGAGCUCAAAAGAGCUACACACCAGCAACCAAAAGUGCUCAACUAUUGUUAUUACAGUUGGCUCACUAGAGGCUCGAAGGCUUCUUAUCAACAGCAUUCGCUUUGGGGGGUCCCGAUAUAAGACGGAGCAAUACUGGGAAACAGGAGUGGAUACAGUCUGCCCCAGGUGCUGCCAGCUAGGCCACUGA